CUUCGAGUCCCCUCCCUCCUCUCAUUUUUCUUCUUUCUGCCCCCCGCGGCAUCCUGACCUCACUUCUUUGCACGCCGUCAUUCCACACUUCCCCGUGGUAUAGCUAAUGUUCUUCGUGCUUGUUGGACGUUCCUGUGCAUCAUCGGGGAGGGUAAUUACCCUCGAGCGUUCUCUCUCCAAUCUCUGUUUGGUGCUCGAGCCUUUGAGCAUGUCAAGCUCCUGGAAGUUUUGAGCCGUUUUUUUGUAGCGGGGGGCAGAGCCGUGGCGUGGCGGCUCCUGCCCAUGAUGAGGCGAGCUGCCUGGCCCAUGCGGCGGGCGGCGGCGCCGCGGGCCGCCGCGGCGCCGCAGGGCCGCACGACCCGGGCGGCUUCGGCGGCGGCGGCCGCGGCCAGCAGCUUCGGCCGCCUGGCCUUCGUGGGCGGGGGCAAGAUGUCGGAAGCCGCGGCCUCGGGAGUGGUGUCCAACAAGUUGGUGGCUCCUAAUGACCUGAUCGUGUCUGAUCCGAACCCGCGGCGGAGGCAGUACAUGGGGGAGAAGCUGGGCGUCAAGGUGACGGGGUGUAACGUCGAGGCCGCGGACGGUGCCAGCACCAUUGUGUUCGCCAACAAGCCGCAGCACUGCCCAUCCGUCUUCUCGCAACUACGUGGCAGGAUCAGCCAGGACUCGCUCGUGGUGUCCAUCUGUGCUGGCGUAGCGUCCAGCCAAUUCCAGGAGGGCCUGGACCACAACCGCGUCGUUCGCACCAUGCCCAACACGCCAGCCAUGGUGCAGGGCGGGAUGACCGUCUGGUAUGCGAUGCCUGGGGUGUCAGAGGGCCAACUUCUGGCGACCAAGCAGCUCCUUCAAAGCUUUGGCAAGGAAGAGCAAGUGACGCACGAGGAUUAUCUCGACAUGGCCACGGCGCUCAGCGGCUCCGGGCCUGCAUAUUUCUUCUUGCUUAUGGAGUGCCUCGUGGACGCCGGCGUGCACAUGGGCUUCCCGCGCGAUGUUGCCGACCGGCUAGUGCGGCAGACAGCCUUGGGCACCGCGGUGUACGCAGAGCAAGCUGGAGGGACCCACCUUUCGAUCCUGCGGAACGACAUCACCUCCCCGGGCGGCACCACCGCGGCGGCGCUCUACGCCGCCGACCGGGGCAACUUCAGAACAGUGGUUUCCGAUGCCGUCUGGAGUGCCCUCGAGCGCUCCAAGGCGCUGAACGACUCCACAGACCUGAAGAAGAAUCAGCGCCCCGCCCCUUAAUUAGGGAACCAGCUGGCGGCACUGUCGGGACACUCGCCUCUCCUCCGGGAGGCGCGCAGCACGACGCGUGCGAGUCUUUUUUAGUCUGCUGGCGGCGCGCCGCGCGCAGCGCGGCGCUGCGGAGCCAACCCGACCUGCACGGCUUCCAUGCGCGGGUGGCUGAAGCUACCGCCCGGACACGAUGGCGUCGCACAGAAAUCAGGACGGGAGGCUUCUGGCCAUCUUCGGCCUCGGGGGGCCCCCUCGCCGGGCCGCGGGAGAGCGCCAGCAAAACGCUGCAGGGUGCAA
Messenger RNA from Prorocentrum cordatum, 1527 nucleotides. NCBI's taxonomy places the organism in Eukaryota, Dinophyceae, Prorocentrales, Prorocentraceae. The record is from the annotation of a GenBank genome assembly.